Messenger RNA from Aspergillus homomorphus CBS 101889, 987 nucleotides. RefSeq lists its product as uncharacterized. The record is from RefSeq and is a predicted model, not a curated record. Gene Ontology annotation, molecular function: protein binding. Lineage: Eukaryota; Fungi; Ascomycota; Eurotiomycetes; Eurotiales; Aspergillaceae. Gene Ontology annotation, cellular component: nucleus; cytoplasm. The coding region runs from base 217 to 987 and encodes 256 amino acids. Gene Ontology annotation, biological process: proteasome-mediated ubiquitin-dependent protein catabolic process. The transcript has 4 exons.
UCUCACUCAUCGCUCUCCUUCACUCCCCCUCAGAAGGACUUUCCCACCCCAUGGCUAGCGUCUGCGAAGCUCUCCAUCUUCACAGACCGCCGGUGGCUCAGGACCAGAGAACUUGAUUUACUCAGACUCUAACUGCUAUAAUGUCAUCAGCAAAUUACGUAUGCGUCCUGACGUGCCGUGCAUGCGUCGUUGCCUGGUUUUAACAACGGGAAACAGAUGUCUCCCUCUUCCCCAACAACAACGCCAACAUGGCAUCGGUUCGAGCGGAAGAUCGAUGAGGUGAAACCGUCAAAAACUGAUAUCAAUUAUCUGGUUAUGGACUACCUCAUCACCAAUGGCUACCCGGCUGCGGCGAAGAAAUUCGCGCUCGAGGCCAACAUCCAACCUAGAGCAGAUAUCGAGUCGAUUCAGGAAAGAGUUGAGAUUCGUACUGCGAUUCAUUCUGGGCAUAUUCAAACUGCCAUUGAGAAGAUCAAUGAGCUCAACCCUCAGAUCUUGGAUGAGAAUCCGCCCUUGCACUUUGCCCUGUUGCGUCUGCAACUGGUUGAGCUUAUUCGCUCGUGCACUUCCACUCCUGAUGGAGACAUCAGUCCAGCCCUUGAGUUCGCGACCUCGCAACUCGCUCCCCGGGCGCCCACCAACCCCGAGUUCUUGGAAGAUCUCGAGAGGACCCUCGCCCUCCUGAUCUUCCCUGCGGAUAAUCUCAGCCCGUCCCUAGCCCAUCUACUCCAGCCCGACCUCCGUAAAGAUAUUGCCAACCGUGUGAACGAGGCCAUCCUGCAGAACCAGGGAGAAUGUAAAGAAGCCCGCCUGCGCAACCUGGUUAAGCUACGCGCGUGGGCGGAGCAAAAAGCCCGCGAAGCCAAACUGAACAUCCCCGACAAGCUGAGCCUUGGCUUGGGGGAGAAUAGCUCCACCUCUCAGAAUGGCUCGUCCAACGACACCGUAAUGACCAAUAAUGGGGACGUGGACCCUAUGAUUUCGUGA